AUGGGCACAGGCUGGGAACUCACUCAGGCGCUCAGAGAGAAAAUAUAUCUCUAUGCCAGCUAUCCGCAGACGUCAAUCUCCAUCCGGCAGAUGGUCCAGUUUGGUCCUUCGCCCCUGCCAGGGUCCAUCUUUCUCGCCUCCCAGUUCAUCGUGGAAGAGCUCCCCAUUCGUUUGGCGUUGAAGGUCAAAGACUUGGAAAAUGCUCCCUUGGGUCUUUCGAAACAGCCUUCUACUAUUAAGGUCAAGAAUUGGUAUGCACAGUCGUUUGAAGAACUUACACUGCUUCCAAAGCCUAAAGUCGACGACAAACUCAGAGAACUUCUACAGUCCAACAACGGGCACACCAGACUGGUCAGCUCUGUGGGCGACAAGGCUGAAGUGAAUGAAACGCUGAACUUGGCACAGCAGCAGCUGAAUGAUGUGGCUGUGAAUAACGUCUUUUCGGACGAUGGCAUUGUUGUUAGACACCAUCCAAAUACACUGCAAAGCGGUGCUAGGUCGACGAAACUGCGGCUGGAAGCUCCCACUUUUGGCAAAACGUAUUUUACUCCGUGUCCUAUGAACAUUGUAUGGCCUAAGGAAGUGUAUGACUACAAUAAGUUGGUGCACGAUGCACUUAGCAAGAUUAAAAAGAGGCACGACGCCACGGUGGCUACAAUGGCCCAGGGUGUGCUGGAGUGGAAGACAGAACAUAAAAUCGUAAGCGUUAAUUCGGCCAUUCAGACCUUUUUGGACAGGUUCUACAUGCUGAGGAUCGGGAUUCGAAUGCUUAUUGGACAACACAUUGCUCUUAACAUGCUGCAGCAGCUGCCGACCAAACAGCGUCUCAAUACUUUCCUCAAUGGAAGCAACGGUAACUCUGGAAAUGCCAAAAACGGCAGAAACAACUAUGUCGGUGUCAUUUGCACUGACUGUAACGUGAAGGAGAUUGCUGAAGAUGCCGCAGAAACAGCCAAGUACAUUUGUGAAGAGCACUACGGGCUCUUUGAGGCUCCAGAAGUCCAGUUGAUUGUGCCCCAGGACUCGAUCAGUUUCAUGUAUGUGCCAGGCCACUUGAUUCAUAUUUUGUUUGAAGUGCUCAAGAACUCAUUAAGAGCUACAAUUGAAUUCCAUACGCCGAAAUUGAAGGAGCAAAUGUUAGCAGAAAAUCCUACCAUGAAAGAAAGCGAUAUUGAUUUAAACGACUUGAAGUUCCCACCUACAAAGGUUAUCAUCAGUGAGGGCUUUGAGGAUAUUGCCAUCAAGAUCUCUGAUGAAGGUGGUGGUAUUGCACGUUCCGAGAUUCCAUUGAUCUGGACGUACUUGUACACUACAGUUGACAAGACACCAGUUCUCGACUCUGACGGUAACAACCAGACCAGCUUCAGAGCACCAAUGGCUGGAUUUGGCUACGGUUUGCCAAUCUCCAGAUUGUAUGCCCAGUACUUUGGCGGUGACUUGAAGUUGAUCUCCAUGGAAGGCUACGGCACGGAUGUGUACAUUCAUUUGAACCGGUUGAGCAGCUCGCUGGAGCCUUUGCCUUGA
Messenger RNA from Candidozyma haemuli, 1524 nucleotides. RefSeq names its product protein kinase (gene PDK2). The record is from RefSeq and is a predicted model, not a curated record. Lineage: Eukaryota; Fungi; Ascomycota; Pichiomycetes; Serinales; Metschnikowiaceae. Gene Ontology annotation, molecular function: pyruvate dehydrogenase (acetyl-transferring) kinase activity. Gene Ontology annotation, biological process: regulation of glucose metabolic process; protein phosphorylation. Gene Ontology annotation, cellular component: mitochondrion. Bases 1 to 1524 code for a protein of 507 amino acids. The transcript has a single exon.